UUACGCACAAGAGUAAAUAGAAAUAAAAACAUACAUUUGAUUAUUCUAGGAGGCUGAGGAAGAAGUGAAGUGAAGUGACAUGAAGGGUACAUUAGCAGAAGCAGCAGCAGCAGGAACAGUGACAGGCCAGCGGGGAUGUGAGUGGGUUGUGAAGUGACGGACAUGACCUGUGAAUGAUGAUGACCAGGAGGAAACACGACGCCCAUUUUCUUUCGCUAGACAUCGUAGAAAACGUGAAUGCGGUACUGGAUGCAAUGGAGGACUUUGGUGUUUCGCCUUGUCUUGUCACUCUUUCCCUGGCCAGCGUGUUGCAAGGUGCUCAUGGGAACACUACAACACUGGUGCCAGAAAGAGAAGACAGACAAGAGAGGUUUGGCUACCUGGACCUGUGUUGCGGCGUGAGUCAGGUGUGUGGCGCCAGCUUGGUGUGUGUGUCCUGUCUCUGCCGCUGCCAAGAAAACUACAUUUACAAAGCGACCACGAAGACUUGCGAGACUCAAUUCACCACCACCACCACCUUCAACACCGCUAACACCGCCGCCAACACCACCAAAGUGAGUGACGGCCUGCUACCUGGACAGCCUUGCGUCUCCGCCUCGGCCUGCGUCGUGGGGCUGGUCUGUCAGAACUCCAGGUGUAAAUGCCCAGACCCGUGUAAGUACGUGGCGGAGCAGGAGGCGUGUGACUGUGGCCCUGUGGAGGUGAGCCUUGCGUGGCCGAUCAUCAUAGGGGUGUCUGUUGGCCUUGUCAUCGUUGCCUUCUGGUUGUCCUGCAUCGCCGCCUCCGUCAAUAAACACAGAGACGAGCGCAACAAGGUCAUGCAGCUACAACAACAACAACAACCCAGAAUUUCAACCUUAGGAUCCGCAUACGGCACCGCUCACCUCAACGUGCUGCCACCACCCACGCCCUCCGCCACCUCCCCCGGGCCGCCCCUCGCUCCCACGCCCACCCACAAGGCCCUCAGGAUCUCCAGGCAGUCUGUCGCGCCCACCAUGCCCCUCCAGCCUGUCUUCCGCCCACCAUCACCCCCCACCAUCACCGCUCCCCCCUACAACCACCAUCACGACCUUUCCCCCCCCACCGCUUACCUCAGUCCCCCUCUUCCCCCCCUCCGAGACGCCCCAUACAUCCCCCACGCCUCGGACCCCCAAACCCCUCUCCUGUACCCUGCCUCCGCCCCCCAACAGGACAGAAAGACCCCCAAUUUUGAAGGGGAGAGCGCCCCCCCUUAUGAGUGGACAGAUGCUCCCCGUUCCGCCCGAUUUUAGAGUUUUAUUUUUUUUUAUCUCUUUAUUCAUCUAUUUAUUUAUUUUCCGUCCUUAAGAUAUGAAGAAUUAAAAGGAUACAAGGAAAGAAGAUAGAGGGAGAAGAAACGAAAGAAGGAAGGAAGGAAGGAAGGAA
Molecule: messenger RNA, 1404 nt
Organism: Scylla paramamosain (green mud crab)
Lineage: Eukaryota; Metazoa; Arthropoda; Malacostraca; Decapoda; Portunidae
Exons: 7
Coding region: 174-1271 (365 amino acids)
Source: RefSeq, a predicted model, not a curated record